GAAGCGCAUCAGUAUGAUGGAGGAGCCGGUGUGAAGCGGCUUCAACAUCUCGGUUAACUAGCGAGAUUUUGUGAAAAAAGAAAUAUACCUUUCUUCUGGAUUGCAAUUUAAGUGGCCUCAACAUGGGCUGUGUGGGGACCAAACCGGAGCAGGAUCCUAUUGGCAAAUCAAUGGGCAGCGAUGACAAUCGCAACCAGACAGCACAUUACACCAAAGACCCAACGGCAGGCUCCAAAGCUAACAGAACCACCUCCAACCCAGCUCCUGGGUCAGAUACUUCAGAGAACAUUACCAUAGCUCUGUAUGACUAUGAAGCUAUGCAUGAAGGUGACCUGGGCUUCAAGAAAGGAGACAGACUCAAAAUCCUUCAGGAGUCAGGUGAAUGGUGGAAAGCAGCAUCUCUUAGCACUGGUCAGGAGGGCUUCAUCCCCAGUAACUAUGUUGCCAAGGAUACUCUGGAAACUGAAGAGUGGUUUUUUAAAGGUGUCAGCAGAAAGGAUGCAGAGAGACAGCUGCUGGCAUCUGGAAACAAAAUAGGAUCUUUUAUGAUCAGAGACAGUGAAACCACCAAGGGAAGCUACUCUCUGUCUGUCAGAGACUGCGACCAAACAGGAGACGCUGUGAAGCAUUAUAAGAUCCGCACGCUGGAUAAUGGCGGUUUCUAUAUUUCUCCACGUAUCACCUUCAACACCCUGCAGGAUCUGGUCAGCCACUACAAGAAGCAGAGCGAUGGGUUGUGCCAAUCUCUCACUGUUCCCUGUCUGAGUCCCAAACCUCAGAAACCUUGGGAGAAAGAUGCUUGGGAGAUCCCACGUGAGUCCCUCAAACUGGACAGACGUCUGGGAGCAGGCCAGUUUGGAGAGGUCUGGAUGGCAACAUACAACAAGCACACAAAAGUGGCAGUGAAGACUAUGAAGCCUGGCAGUAUGUCUGUGGAAGCUUUCCUCAUGGAGGCCAACUUAAUGAAAUCCAUCCAGCACGACAAACUGGUCCGUCUCAACGCUGUGGUCACCAAAGAGGAGCCCAUAUACAUCAUUACAGAGUUCAUGGAGAAAGGCAGUUUACUGGACUUCAUUAAAAGCGAUGAAGGGAAUCGUGUCCAGUUGCCCAAACUGAUUGACUUCUCAGCACAGAUAGCAGAAGGCAUGGCUUACAUUGAGCAGAGAAACUACAUUCACAGAGACCUUCGUGCUGCCAACAUCCUGGUCAACAAGAGUUUAGUGUGUAAGAUUGCUGAUUUCGGACUGGCCCGUAUCAUAGAGGACAACGAAUACACUGCCAGAGAAGGUGCAAAGUUCCCCAUAAAAUGGACCGCUCCAGAGGCCAUAAACUAUGGUUCGUUCACCAUUAAAUCAGAUGUUUGGUCCUUUGGCAUUCUGCUCACUGAAAUCAUUAGCUAUGGUCGCACACCGUAUCCAGGUAUGACAAAUCCAGAGGUGAUCCGUGCUCUGGAGAGAGGUUACCGUAUGCAGCGUCUGGACUCCUGCCCUCAAGAGCUCUAUGACAUCAUGCUGGAAUGCUGGAAGAACAAGCCAGAGGACCGGCCCACCUUUGAGUACCUGCAGAGUAUACUGGAGGACUUUUACACUGCCACAGAGAGCCAGUAUCAGCAACAGCCUUGAGAUACACACACACACACACACACACACACACACACACAU
Sinocyclocheilus anshuiensis is the source of this 1661-nucleotide messenger RNA. Its product is annotated as tyrosine-protein kinase HCK-like. The record is from RefSeq and is a predicted model, not a curated record. Lineage: Eukaryota; Metazoa; Chordata; Actinopteri; Cypriniformes; Cyprinidae. Bases 123 to 1622 code for a protein of 499 amino acids. Gene Ontology annotation, molecular function: protein tyrosine kinase activity; ATP binding; protein binding. The transcript is spliced from 13 exons. Gene Ontology annotation, biological process: protein phosphorylation.